This is a messenger RNA of Paramisgurnus dabryanus, 6978 nucleotides long. It is a transcript of the gene ptprub, whose product is annotated as protein tyrosine phosphatase receptor type Ub. Gene Ontology annotation, molecular function: protein tyrosine phosphatase activity; protein binding. NCBI's taxonomy places the organism in Eukaryota, Metazoa, Chordata, Actinopteri, Cypriniformes, Cobitidae. The record is from RefSeq and is a predicted model, not a curated record. Gene Ontology annotation, cellular component: membrane. Gene Ontology annotation, biological process: protein dephosphorylation.
UCCGCCAUCAGAAAGUGCGCUCGGGGAGAAAGAAACAUCUCUUCCAACUGUUUAUCCUGACGUCAGUUUGAAGAGAGCGUGCGGCCCCAGUAUCACUUCACGCGACUCACAACUGCGCUUCGCCUGGAUUUCAGGAAUCGAUGGUUGGGAGUCGGUUCACAACUUCAUCACACAAACUAUCGGGAGCCACUGAAAUGAUUUCGGGUUGUUUUCCCAACUGGACUAAAACAUAAGAUGAAUACCUGCGCGUUUCUCCUGAUUCUGGCCGUUCAGAUUCACGCCGAUAGCUUGGAGGGACCAACAGCUGGCUGUACAUUCGAUGAAGACUCGGACCCCAGCCUCUGCGAGUUUAGCCAAGGGGAGGAGGAUGAUUUUGAUUGGCAGCUGUACCGUGCCCAUGCUUCGCCGUACCCUAACUCUGAUCUCCUGCGUGGCUCCUACAUGAUGGUCAACUCCUCCCAGCAUGCAGCUGGGCAGAGGGCUCAGCUUCUUCUGCAGACGUUAAGUGAAAAUGACACGCACUGCGUCCAGUUCAGCUACUUUCUGUACAGCCGAGACGGCCACAGCCCCGGGGCACUGCGCGUUUAUGUGCGGGUCAACGGUGGGCCGCUUGGCAUCCCAGUAUGGAAUGUCUCUGGCUCGCGUGGACGACAAUGGCAUCAAGUGGAACUGGCAGUCAGCACAUUCUGGCCUAAUGAGUACCAGAUAUUGCUAGAGGCAACUGUGGACCGCCGAGGUUACAUCGCUGUGGAUGACAUACUCCUUCUGAAUUACCCCUGUUAUAAAGCUCCUCAUUUCUCUCGUCUGGGGGAUGUGGAAGUUAACGCUGGACAAAAUGCCACUUUCCAGUGUGUGGCGGCAGGGCGUCCGUCUGAAGCGGAGAAGUUCUUGUUAGAGCGGCAUAAUGGUGAAGUUUCCUCUGGUGGUUCUGUUAAGCUCUUGGGCCGCAACCGGUUUUCAGUGUCCUUUCAGCUAGAGGACGUCCAGAAACCAGAGCAGGACCUCUAUCGCUGUGUCACGCAGUCCUCCAGAAGUUCCGGUGUUUCCAACUUCGCUGAACUCAUUGUCAAAGUGCCCCCAUCUCCUAUUGCUCCACCCCAGCUGUUGAGAGCGGGCUCCACGUAUCUUAUCAUUCAGCUCAACACCAACUCCAUUCUGGGCGAUGGUCCCAUCAUUCGCCGUGAAAUCGAAUAUCGGGCCAGUCAGGCACCCUGGUCUGAAAUUCUUGGAGUUAGCAUGGUCACCUAUAAACUCUGGCACCUGGACCCAGAUACAGAGUACCAUAUCAGUGUGCUGCUCACCCGACCGGGCGAAGGGGGGACCGGGCCACCUGGACCACCCCUCAUCAGCAGAACCAAGUGUGCUGAGCCGAUGCGGGCGCUGCGUGAUCUCAGGGCUUUGGAGAUCCAAUCCCGGCAGCUGAUUCUGCAGUGGGAGACGCCGGCCUUCAACUUGACCCGCUGCCAUACGUACUCCGUCUCCCUUUGUUAUCGCUACACAACUUCAGGGGGUGGCGGCGGGCACAACACCACAGUACGAGAAUGCCUGGCUGUGGAGCACAACGUUUCACGCUUCACCCUCAGAGACCUGCCUCCUUAUCACACCAUCCAAAUACGCCUGGCGCUCGCCAAUACGGAGGGCAAGAAGGAGGGAAAGGAGGUCAGCUUUCAAACUGAGGAGGACGUUCCUGGCGGCAUUGCUCCCGAGUCUCUCACGUUCACCCCACUAGAGGACAUGAUCUUCCUCAAAUGGGAGGAGCCUGUGGAACCCAAUGGACUCAUCACACAGUACGAGAUUAGCUACCAGAGCGUUGAAUCAUCAGAUCCCGGGAUCAACGUUCCAGGCCCGAGGCGCACCGUAUCCAAGCUGAGGAAUGAGACGUACCAUAUGUUCUCCAACCUGCACCCUGGCACUACCUAUUUAAUCUCAGUUCGGGCCCGCACUGCCAAGGGUUUCGGGCCGACGGCUCUCACUGAAAUCACCACCAACAUCUCGGCCCCUACAUUUGAUUACGGAGACAUGCCGUCCCCUCUGAGUGAGACUGACAGCACCAUCACGGUCCUCUUACGUCCGGCACAAGGCAGAGGAGCUCCGGUUAGCACGUAUCAGGUGAUCGUGGAAGAGGAAACUGUGAGGAAGGUGAAGAGAGAGCUGGGUGUUCAGGAGUGCUUUCCUAUUCCAACAUCUCACGGCGAGGCUCAGGCCCACGGAGCUCCACAUUACUAUACAGCCGAACUGCCACCCAGCAGCCUCCCAGAAGCCACACCAUUUACUGUGGGAGACAACCACACCUACAACGGCUACUGGAACAGCCCUCUGGAUCCCAGGAAGAACUACCUCAUAUACUUCCAGGCCAUGAGCAACUUUAGAGGAGAAACGAGGAUAAACUGCAUUCGUGUCGCACGUAAAGCUGCCUGUAAGGACCACCAGAAAGCUCUUGAGGUCACUCAACGCUCAGAGGAGAUGGGACUGAUAUUGGGAGUUUGUGCUGGUGGCCUGGUGGUCCUAAUAUUACUGCUAGGAGCAAUUAUUAUAAUCAUCAAGAAAGGAAGGGAUUACCACUCAUAUUCCUAUUAUCCUAGGAAGCCUGUGAACAUGAAUAAGACCCCCAUUACCUACAGGCAAGAGAAGAGUAACAUGAUGGGCUCCAUGGAGCGCAGUUUCACUGAUCAGAGCACUCUACAGGAGGACGAGAGGAUGGCCUUGUCGUUUAUGGACACUCAUACGUGCAGCACACGCAGUGAUCCACGGAGCUCCAUGAACGAGUCCAGCAGUCUGCUUGGUGGAUCGCCCAGGAGACAGUGCGGACGUAAGGGAUCACCCUAUCACACAGGCCAGCUUCAUCCGGCAGUGCGUGUGGCUGAUCUUCUGCAACACAUCAACCAGAUGAAAACCGCAGAGGGCUAUGGCUUUAAACAAGAGUAUGAGAGCUUCUUUGAUGGCUGGGAUAUCAAUAAGAAGAAGGAUAAAACUAAGGGAAGACACGAUACCCUAAUGGGUUAUGACCGUCACAGGGUGAAAUUGCACCCGCUGCUCGGGGAUCCCAACUCUGACUAUAUCAACGCCAAUUAUAUCGAUAUUCGGAUAAACAGGGAAGGUUACCAUCGAUCUAACCACUUCAUCGCCACUCAGGGGCCCAAGCAGGAGACGGUCUAUGAUUUUUGGAGGAUGGUUUGGCAAGAGAACUGCUUUAGCAUCGUCAUGAUCACCAAGCUAGUGGAGGUGGGCAGGGUGAAAUGCUGUAAGUACUGGCCGGAUGAGUCAGAGAUGUACGGAGACAUUAAGAUAACGCUGCUGAAGACGGAAACUCUGGCAGAGUACACAGUGCGAACAUUUGCCCUGGAGCGGAGAGGCUACUCUGCCAAGCACGAAGUGUGCCAGUUUCACUUUACAUCGUGGCCCGAGCAUGGAGUCCCGUACCACGCUACUGGUCUGCUAGCCUUCAUUCGCCGGGUCAAAUCCUCCACACCACCCGAUGCAGGGCCUGUGGUGGUUCACUGCAGUGUGGGAGCGGGCAGAACCGGCUGCUAUAUUGUCCUGGAUGUAAUGUUGGACAUGGCUGAAUGCGAGGGUGUGGUGGACAUCUACAACUGCGUGAAGACCCUCUGCUCUCGCCGUAUAAACAUGAUCCAGACAGAGGAGCAGUACAUAUUCAUUCACGAUGCGAUUCUGGAGGCGUGUCUGUGUGGGGAGACGGCCAUCCCAGUGAAUGAGUUCGCUCUGGCUUAUAAAGAGAUGCUGAGAGUGGAUUCUCAGAGCAACUCCUCACAGCUCCGAGAAGAGUUCCAGACCCUAAACUCUGUCACACCUCAUCUGGACGUUGAGGAGUGCAGUAUCGCCCUUUUACCGCGAAAUCGGGAGAAGAACCGCAGCAUGGACGUUCUCCCUCCGGACCGCGCUUUGGCUUUUCUGGUGACAACUGAGGGCGAGAGCAACAACUACAUCAAUGCUGCGCUGAUGGACAGUUUCCACCGCCCCGCUGCCUUCAUAGUGACCCCUCAUCCGCUGCCCGGCACGACCUCUGACUUCUGGAGACUGGUGUUUGACUAUGGAUGCACCUCUGUGGUUAUGCUGAAUCAGCUGAACCAGUCCAACUCUGCUUGGCCUUGUGUGCAGUACUGGCCUGAACCAGGUCUUCAGCAAUAUGGUCCUAUGCAAGUGGAGUUUCUGUCCAUGUCUGCAGAUGAGGACAUCAUUACCCGUCUCUUCCGGGUCAAAAAUGUGACACGACUGCAGGAAGGUCAGCUGGUUGUGUGCCAGUUUCAGUUCCUGCGCUGGUCUGCAUAUCGUGAUGUGCCUGACUCGAAGAAGGCCUUCCUUAACCUGCUGGCCAGUGUGCAGAAGUGGCAGAGGGAAUGUGGGGAAGGUCGCACCGUGGUUCACUGCCUGAACGGUGGAGGUCGCAGUGGAAUGUACUCUGCCAGUAACAUCCUGAUGGAAAUGAUAGAAUACCAGAACAUGGUGGAUGUCUUCUAUGCUGUCAAGACCCUUCGGAACGCUAAGCCCAACAUGGUGGAGACACUGGAGCAGUAUCGUUUCUGUUAUGAGCUGGUUCUGGAGUAUUUGGACUGCUUGGAGGUCAGAUAGCGGAAUCCCAGCCACCCAUCGCUGACCUCACAGGCCGGAGCAGCACCAACGGCAGGCUCACAUUUACGACCCGAUCUCCAUCUGCACCUCGUUCACCAUCUCUCCAUCUUGUUACUCUGAACAAAAAGCAGGAAAGAGAAAGGACAAAACCCCAAACAUCUAAAUGUGUUACUCCCUCCAUGACUAUUUUAGUUUUUUAGAUAUUUUCAGCCUGUUUUUCUGUGAGCAGUUCUGCAAAAAGGCUCUAAUGCCUGGCAUGGUUGGUUUACCUUUGCUCAUGCGACUGUGAGCUGUUUCUAAAAACAGCGGCUUUAUUUUACACAGGCCUGUUUAUCUCUGGCUGUCGGGACUGAAGAGCAAAAAUAAACAUCAGUUGGAAGAAUAUCUCUCUCUCUUCAUGUGUGACUCAACGGAGCGGAGAGCCAGGCAUCUUUACCGUGGCCCAAUUAAAAGGAGUCGGGCAUCUGCCGUGCCCCUUAAAAGAAGCCGUAAGGACAUCACGCAUACACGUGCAUGCACAAACGCUAACAUCCACACGAUCGUAUGAACAAUACUGACAAUGAAUCAACCAGCAGACUAAUUCCAUCAACUGCCUAUCGAGAUGUCGAUGGCUCUUCAACGGUUUCACCAGUGUCGAGCUAUGCUUUAAACCAAGGCCUUGAGACUGCAUUCCAGCAAGCACAGAUUACAGUACGCUCCUUACCAACAUUUACUGGGGAGCCACCUGAUUGGUCCUUGUGUCAUCCAGAGGCGGAGUUUAUUACCUUAAAUACGGUGCCAUAUUUCUCAAGAGGAAAUGCGGCCAUGUCUGCCGCCCUGGCUUUCCUAUCUUGUUGUGACUGUUGUCUUUUUCCUCUCACCUGUAUAUACUUAAUGUCUGCUGGAAAUCCCUCAAGUCUUAAGGUGUAUGUCUCAAGUGCUAACAGUGGCCAUGUGUGCUUAAAGCAAAGCAAGUACAUUAGCAAGGGGCAGAUGCGAUGCCAAUUCUAAAAGCUGGCGGUGGAUUAAACUCUGACCUUCAUCCACUUACUCAAAGCAUUCGAGAGCCCGGUUAAAAGUGUUUUUACAACAGAGCUGAGAAGGCAAGAACAAGGUGAGGCCGCAUCAGAAUCCAAGGAAACAAAGUUGAAAGAAAUGCUACUUUUUCGCUUGUAACUAUUUAUCUGACUGACUCGUGAUCUUUAAGUGGAUUUUGUUUAACAAUUGUGCAGCUUCGAGUGUACAGCUGAAUCCUGGGCUUGAGAUAAUUCAAAGCAUCCCUUUGGUUUUAUCGCUUCACGGUUCAUUUCGAUUCCAUCUCGAAAUUUCAAAGCUUAUAUUUGCCAUUAUGUCCUCCAGUAGCCUGAUUGAAGAUGGAUGUCUAUUCUCUUUUAAACCGUUUAGUGGAGCUGAUAGCCAAGAGUUAUUGAAAUUGCAUUUAAUGCCAGUAAAUUACAGUACCACUGCAAGCACAAAAUCGGGAAAAUAUCCGGUCAGAGAAUAUAUAUAUAUAUAUUUGCAUACUGUAAGUAUGACACAAACACACCUACUAUGACCCCAACUGUGAAAUGUACAAAAUUGCCAUAUCGGCAAAAUGCCAAGUUAGCAAUCCCAAUGAGUUCAUUAUUUUGCAUAGUUUUCCCCGCAUUGAAUGAUGUCUUGUGACAGCCUGAUUGUUAAAGAAGUCUCUGUGUGAUCAGAUGGAGAUGCUGGAUUACACUACACCACUUAAAUACACCCUGCCUUUUUAAAGUCAGCAAGUGUGUGAAGCCUGGCAUUUAAGUCACGGUGUAAUGCGGAUUAAAGACAGUAACGCAAGUUAUUUUUCACUAUAAUCCCUUUUUGGACUUUCUUGGAAAGUGCCUGGACACUGAUGUGGAAAGUAUGUGUACAUAUAGAUGUAUAUUUGUGUUUUGUGAAUAGUAUGUGAAUAAAGUUUGUUCGGCCAGAUUGCAAAGUUUAACAGGUUGUAGAAAGAGUUGAAUGUACUGUUUAAACACAAGAUCUCUGACACAAAUAUGGAUCUCUAAAAGCCAUUCCAAAGCCAACCCUCCAGAAGCCCCAUUUCGUCACUUUAAAAUCCUCUCAUGAUUGUUUUGUCAUGCUCAUUCCAAAGGCGCGAACCUUCCAACGGGUGUCAUCACUGCAUUAUUUUCCUUAUAGUGUCUCUCUUUGUUUGAGAAAAGAAGGGACUUGACCACUCCUGACAUGUGCUGAAACGGCUGGUGAGCCGGGUCAUUGUUUUCUGUGUUUUGUUAGUUUGUUUUCUUUCAAGUGUUUCUGUAUGAUAUUGAAUGAAAAAGAACUGUGUUUUUGACCAUGUGUUUGUGGGACAGGAUGAGGAUAUGGAGGCAUAUAUUCAAUGGGAAAUUGAGGGUUUGGGGUGGGAUGGGUUGGGUUGUUCAAACAACA